CGGAAGUGACGCCGACGUCAAUAACAAGAAGACACAAGCAACAGUGUGUAGCGCAGCUCAGUUAAGCACUCUUUUAAUCUUUUAAAACAAAAAUACAACAUGUCUUCGGAUUUUGAAACGUACGAGCAGGACUUUGGCACCCUCACUGCGGAUGUAACCAACAAAAUUGGAAGAAUACCCAAAUUAGCCGGUGAGGAGAAGACACAGCUGGUUCUAAAUGUCGACAAACAGCUUGAAGAAGUCAGAGAGUUGCUCGAGCAGAUGGACCUGGAGGUUCGAGAGAUCCCUAUUCAGAGCCGAGGCAUGUACAGCAGCCGUCUGAAGAGCUACAAACAAGAGAUGGAGAAGCUUGAGAAAGAUUUUAAAAGGUCACGUAUUGCCUACAGUGAUGAGGUGCGGAACGAGCUCCUGGGGGAUGAUGGGGGCUCCUCAGAGAGUCAGUUGAUAAAGUUACGUGAAGAGAGAGCACAUCUGUUGGACAACACAGAGAGGCUGGAAAGGUCAUCUCGGAGGCUGGAAGCUGGCUACCAGAUAGCGGUGGAAACCGAGCAAGUGGGACAGGAGAUCCUCGCCAACCUGCACAGUGAUCGUGAGAAGAUCCAGAGAUCCCGCGACCGGCUGAGGGAGACGGAUGCUAACUUGGGCAAAAGCUCUCGGAUCCUGACCAGCAUGCUGAGAAGGUAAGAGGAAGGAUCAUUCAGAAUCGUGUCCUGGUCUUCAUCCUGGGUGCCAUCAUCCUCCUCACCAUCGUCUUGGCCAUCUAUUUCAAUUUGCGAGGGCACUGAUCUCCACUGACUGGCCCUGUGCUUGCAUGUUUGAGUUUGUGUACGAGCGUGUGUGUUUGAUUAAUAGUGACAAAAGUGUUGGGCUGGAGUAAUUAGGACAAAUUGUUCACAUGAAUCAUUCCUGGUGGGCAGUGACAGGGGGCCUCUCCUCACUGCUCUCGAGCAGAGCGGGACCGUUCUCACCCUCUCUCCCCUUAUAUUUAUGCUGCAUCCAUUAUUUUUUAAACUUACUGACCCAUAGAGAAACCCAGCAUGAAUGUGUGGACACGAGGACCAUGAUGAGAACACCAGAUGGAUGAGGAACAUGAAGAGGAACAUCAACGUAUGUCAAAACCUGCUGUUUAAUGUUUAGAUUUCUUUUUCUGUUGGUGGGAAAAGGGUAUAAGAGUUAAAAGCUACUAGCAAAAUUCAAUUUAUCAGGUAUAUGUGUGCGUGUGUUUGAGAGAGAGAGCCAUAUACAAGGCAAGGCCCCCGGUGCAGUACCAUUUAACACACGGUGCAGAAUCACACACAACACACAGCCCAAAGGUCACGCGCCCGUCUCUCAGUCCCCCUUCAUCCAGGAUUAGUAGCUUCUCACGCUGUUCCUCUAAGGUCAGCAAAGACCUCGCAUGUGUUUAGUAAAACCAGCAGGACCGCUUUAAACAAGAACACAUAAUAAGAAGUGUUUCCUGUAUUUAUUUGUCUUUUUAUCAGAUUAAUUUUGCUGUAUUUUUGGCUGUAACUUUCUUUUGAUUCAUCUGGAAUCUGUUGCAGCUAUUAGUGCUUGACAUUAAAAUUAUAUCAUUUUGUCUCUACUGUACAAUAGUGUUGCAAAUGCGCUUUAUUAUUACUAUACAGGGACCAACUAACAAGCAUCAGUAUGGAAAUAUGCAAAAUGUGUGAGUCUGCUCCAGGCUUUCACCUGCUGGUUGAGUAUUAGUCUAUCAGAAAGACGGUAACCUUGGCUGUCUACUAACAGUACAAUUAUUUCGUUUAUCAUGUUUUCAUCCGAGGAUUCCUUUGUAAGUUUUUAUUAAUAAUGUUUAUUGUCAUACUAGCUCAGUUCCAAAACUUAGUGAGUUGUUUUGCUGUCUUAUGCAUGCAUAGGCAGUUGAAGUCCAAGGCAGCAUCACUAACUGAAAUUAACCUAAUAAAACUUCAUAAAUGACUGUUUCUAAACCCUCGACAUAGUCAGCAACUUUGAACACAUAAGAGACCAACUUCACAAUUGGUUUAAAAAAAGUUAGCUGUUAGCUUGUUGCUAAUAUAAUUGGAAUGUUUUAAGCAUAAAGUCAAAUAAUCAAUUUGAAUGAAUCAGCCAUCAAAUUAGCCAUCAACAUUUCAUUUUGUUUGCCAUUUUGGAAUAGUUUUUUUUAUAUAGUUUGAUAUUAGCAUGUUGCUAAGCUAAUUAAAAUGUGUUAAGCAUAAAGACAAAUAAUCUAUGCUAGUGAAUCAAGUUAGCUGUUAGCAUGUUGCUAAGCUAAUUACGCUAUACUAUAAUAAGCACAAAAAUACAAAGCACACAAAUAUUGGGUAAAAUUAACCAUUUCAAUUACAUUGAGUUGUCACAGUGCAUUCUGUGAUUUCUUGUUUCUCUCAGAGGGAUAUAUGCAAUGUUGUCUUAAAAUUUGCCCAACUGAAGAAAUCUUAAAGAGAGCAGAUUAUAAGGCACCUCAGUCUUUACAUUGGGAGUGUGCCUGUGAUGCUGCCUAUGUAUGUGACUCACUAGGUUUUGGAACACUGUUGAUUAGCACACCGCCGGCUCUCUUCCCAACACCCCAUGAUCAACACCCCUUCCACAUGGGAUGCAUGCGCACCCCUCAGCCAGUCGAGGUGCCUGAUAGACAGACGGACGGACCGUCAGAUAGACAGGCAGACAGCAUUUGAUAUUCUGUUUCAGGCCGGGUGGAUUGUCUUAUUUUGGAAGCUGCCUAGUGGGGGGUUUCUCUGCCUCUGCUUCACAGCUACGGCUUCAAAGCACCAAAUUAAUGGCCAACAAAAUAGUGCGUCUCCAUCUGUCCCAUGUGGGGCCAACCUAUUGAGAGUUAUCAUUUAAGUUAAGGAAGGAAGAAAAAGGAUGAGGGCGAGCUGAAUCCUGCCAGUUUAACAAAGCUCAGCAAUCUCUCUGAUUGGAAUUUGCAUCGAAAUGCGGAGAUAAAGAUCAUGUGCAAUUAAGUACGAUAGAGAUGAGAUUUGUUUGUCCUUAUUUUCUCACAUGCAUGUGCAUGCGGGGGACGAGCAAGCAUGUUCGGUUUCCACACCUGCGCGCGUGUAUGCGAGACAUCAGUCGGCUGUGCGUGUAAUGACUUCGAUGUGUGUCGGUGUGUUUUGCUGGCUCAGUCUGUGUGUGUGUGUGUGUGUGUGUGUGUGUGUCUCUCUCUGUCUCUCGCUCUCUCUCUCUUUCUCUUUACUCGGGCCUGUCAGAUCCUCUCAGCAGUGUGUGGCUGGUGGAGAAGCAGCGUGGCUGCGGCUCUAUUUGAAGUUGUAAUGGUGUCAAAAAGUCAGAGCUGACUGACAGCCGUCAGUCCCACUGGGGCUCAUUAAAUCAUAACAACUUGACAAGGAAAUAAUUGAGCGCUGACGAUAAGUUGGGGCCCAUUUAGAUGUUUUUAUUUUCUUUCAUUAUUAGUUGUGGCUAUUAUGUUCAUUAAGAAAUUGCAUUAAACAAACAUUGGGGGGGGGGGGGGGCUAAUGAUUUGUUUAUAUCGCCUUUUUUAUUAUUUAAACAUGAGGUGUGUCAUGUGACACUUUCUGCAGGCUGGCGCAUCUAUUUUUCCCCUUCUUUUUUUCUUUUUUUGCUCUUCCUUUUUUAGCCUUUUUUUUAGCCUCCCUGGCUCCUUCCCUCCUUUCUCUCUCUCUCUCUCUCUCUCUCUUUCUCUCUCUCUCUAAGCAGCGGGUGUCUUUAGAAUAUGAAAUAGGUUAUUCAUUACCCUCUUCCCUGUAGCUGAUUUGGUUUGCGUGUAGAGUCUUCUAUGUGAGAAGGAUGAAAACUUGUCAAAAAUGGGUUAUAUCUUAUUCCGAGGGGCAACAAUAGUGGCAGUUACAGACACACUUUAAUAUUUCAUUAUGCCUGACUUUAACCCUGCUAAGUGACUUCGGCUAGCAGGCCUUUAGUGAGAAAGAGACUCUGAUUAGCUCCUAUCACAGAGCAGGGUCCAAAAAGACCCACUGCGGUCACGGCAGAGAUGAGCGCUUGCUCAUGAUUAACUGACAUCUCUCUGACAUUUUUUUGAAUAAGCCUUUACUAAGUUCUGCCCACCUUGGUUACAGUUGCUAAGUUGGAAAUGCUUCAUAGAUUUAUGUGAACAGUGCAAUUUUAUAUAAAGUGAUGAAUACUGAAUAAGUAAUUAUUCACUUGUUGGCUGUUUAUUCUUUUAUUCUUUAAAUACUUGUAUUCUUUAUUACGUCUAAAAUUAGAAUACAAUUAAAAAAUGUUUAACCUGUUUAUUUUCUUAUUAUUCAUUAUAAAAUUUCUCAAUUUUAUGUUGGGCUUAGUGAAAGGUCAAUAAAAUUUGACACUAAAAUUGAUGUCACAUUAUCAGUCUGUGUAAAUGAGUGUCAGUGUUUGCUGACUGCGCUUUUUCUGUGGUUACUGGAGAGCAUGAUGGGAGGUCCACAAUUUAAACUGUGCAUCUCUCGCUAUUUUUACUCCCUCACACAUCCAGGGAUAAUAUUUCACCCCAUAGAUAAUACUGAUGGCUCUGUGUGUGUGUGUGUGUGUGUGUGUGUGUUAGUGAGUGAGUGAUUGUGUUAGAUUCAAGUUAAUGUAGGGAGAUCUGUGGCCUCUCUUGUUAAGCACUGUUGGAUAAUAGGUUUCCUUUUAUUAUUAUUUUAAUUUGUUAUCUGGUUAACCAUGCACAAUUGUACAUGUAAAUGUGUUGCACAAAUGCACACGACAAUAUCCUCAUUCUCCUGUGAAUAAUGAAUGCAGUUGAUGUGACAUGACAUCCAUCAAUUAUGUUUUUUUUUUUGGUGUCCCAUUAUGUGAGUGAAUACCCAUCCGCUGGAACCACGGAUCUGAUACUGAGUUUGCACUGUGGACUAUUGUGUGUCAGUGGGUGUGACUUUACAUGUGGCUGUCUGCUCCAGGCCAGAGACCCAGUAAUGAUCAGAACCCUCUUACUGCUUGUGUGAAUAAUCUCAUGUUUGUUCAACUGGUGAUUACUUUCAUGAAUAGUGUUUUCUGUAGAUAUAGUAAAACCUUGUCUAGGUUCAACACUGUCAUUAAAGCAGUAUUGUGUUUUUCACCCA
Molecule: messenger RNA, 5018 nt
Organism: Carassius gibelio (silver crucian carp)
Lineage: Eukaryota; Metazoa; Chordata; Actinopteri; Cypriniformes; Cyprinidae
Product: vesicle transport through interaction with t-SNAREs homolog 1A
Exons: 9
Coding region: 100-684 (194 amino acids)
Biological process (GO): macroautophagy; Golgi to vacuole transport; intracellular protein transport
Cellular component (GO): endoplasmic reticulum membrane; late endosome membrane; Golgi apparatus
Molecular function (GO): SNAP receptor activity; SNARE binding
Source: RefSeq, a predicted model, not a curated record